CGGCCGCGGGCUCGCUAACCGCGGCCUCUCUGAGUGUCGCGGGUGGUGCUUAUUUGUCCUGCCGCAGCCUCCAACACAGCCCGGUGGCAAACGAGAGCAAACGUCUCCCUCUUGCUUUUCCCCCGUAUAGUGCAUUGUACGUCGAGGUAUUCGCUAGAGCGUUCCUUUGUGCCAACAAGCCCGAGUGCCAGGUCCCUGCUCCGGGCGGGGGGGCUGAAGUCGCUGACCUUUAAAAGCCUCUUCCAAGCAGAACCAUGUUGCGUUUCUGAAAGGGCUUUUUGUGACACAGCCCCAAGCCUCAACUUCCAAAGACUCAGAGCUCGAAGCCACGUUUUUAGAGCACAAACCGUUGGUUUGGGGAUCAAAGUACACUUUUUCGCUUAGAAAACCUCCUUUUCAGGAUCCGAAGCUUCUUUUCUAGGGACUAAUGUCUCAGUUUUCCUUUCGAAAGUCUUUUUUGUUCCCAAAUCCUCAUUUUAAUCUCCAAAACUUCGUGCUCUUGGUCUAAACGCUGCCCGCAACAAGCAGCGGCGGGGCCGAGCGGCGCCGUGCCCGUGCGGUAACGGGCACUAGUCACAACCCGGUCAGAGCCGUGCCAGCUGCAGGCGUGCGCAUUGCCCAUGCGCGGUACCGAGUCCCCGCAGAGGCGCACGGGGAUGUGGCAUGACGAGCUGUGACGUACGCCGGGCACAGCAGCCGGCUGGGUGCGCCGAGUGCCGGCACGCAGGUCCCCGCCCCGCUCGCCGGCCGGCUCCUGGCUGUCAGGCACUGCCGCGGUCACGCCGCCGCCUUCCCGCCGCUGGCCCCGAGAGGAAACCGAGUGCGGCCAUGAAGAUCUGGAGCUCGGAGCACGUCUUCGGACACCCCUGGGAUACAGUGAUCAAAGCUGCUAUGAGGAAGUACCCCAACCCAAUGAAUCCAUGUGUGGUAGGAGUAGACGUCCUCGACAGAAGUCUAGAUAACCAGGGGAGGCUGCACAGUCACCGCCUUCUGAGCACGGAGUGGGGCUUGCCCAGCAUUGUGAAAGCGAUUUUAGGAACCAGCAGAACUCUGACUUACAUUGAGGAACAUUCUGUUGUAGAUCCCGUGGAAAAAAAGAUGGAGCUUUGCUCAACAAAUAUUACUCUCACAAACCUGGUGUCUGUUGAUGAGAGACUGGUUUACACACCUCAUCCUGAAAACCCUGAAAAAACUGUGCUCACUCAAGAAGCAAUUAUUACUGUUAAGGGCAUUAGUUUGAGCAGUUAUCUGGAAAGCUUAAUGGCAAACACAAUAUCUUCCAAUGCCAGAAAGGAAUGGCAAACAUGUUCAUCAUGCUACACUUGUAGAGUGAAAGGUCGGGAGGCCCUGGAGUGGGUGAUCAGCAAACUAAACGCAGAACUGGAGGAGCUGAAGUCAACGCGCGAGGGCAUGAAACCAGGCAUGGCAGCGGCGUCAGCAGAACAGUGACACCAGAAACUCCUAGGGACUGACAGCAAAGUGAUUCUGCAGACUGCUUUGUGGAUCCCCCUCCCAAGGUGGAUCUGCACAGGUUUCAUAUCUUUGUAAGACUAUUGGACCAGCAGAAAAAUAACCUCAUCUCUCAUCUCCACAGCAGCUCCUGUUGCCUACUGAAGAUUAACGUGACCUCCUGCUGAUACUCUUUUCAUUUAAACGGUUUAACACUGGAAACCAAACACUUAGCACAUUUACUGGUGCCUAAAUGUGCCUUUUCUAGCAAAGAGAGCAACGUUGUAUUUGCACCAUCUUGGCUUUUCGUACUCCAGCUUGAGUGCAUGUGUGAUGUUGAGGGUUUUCCAUGUGAACAUUUGUUCUGUGAAGAGCUGAUGAGUACUAGAGCACUGAAUUGUCAGUUUUGCCAUCCGAGAGUGUCUUAUGACCAUUUAAAGGGAACUAUGUGAGGCAGGAUGUGAUAGUGUAGAAUUAGAACUCUAUCCAGAGAGCACCAUCCCGAGAAGCUAAAACUUGUUUGGUACUGACUUCUCUUCUGUCAUUUAAACCUGCUGCCUGCACAUGACACACAGAUGCUCUUACCUCUUUGAUGGUUGUAUCCAAAGAAAGAUAAGGUUUCUAUUGAUGUUAAUAGCCUAAAACAGUUCUUUUGGUGGGGAGAAGAGUUUAAUUUAUUUUCCUAUUUAUUAAUUUGCCCUAAUUCCUCCCCUCCCUAUGAGAUUCCUGGAAGGUGCUGGAAAAUAUUUAUCUCUAAGAAGGGUACCUGAAUGAAGAGACUGUGCUGUUCUGGUGGUCCUGGCUCUUCACGUCAUGUCUUAACUGAGGAAGAGACUGAUGCAAUAACCAGAAGAGCUGAAAUGGGAAAUAAGCUGGCAAUUUGGAAUCCAAAUGGGCUUGUGAACAUGCACUUCUCAUGCCCUGAGUGGAGAAAACCAGAGAACAAGAAAAACAAAAGGACUUUCUUUUUGAGUGCUUUCUACUGACUACCAGUGUAACCAAAAUUGUUCAACACUUUUCCACAUUGGUACAAAAUGGUUUAGGAUCAUUUUAAAUGCUUCUCAUUAGCUGGAGAAAUGCUCCAAUAACUGCAGAAACUGCUUCUUAUAAACUGUGCAUAAAUAUCUCCUGGGAAGAGGCCUGGCCUUAUCUGAUGGUCACAGAACUAUCAUAUUUGGUCCAGGUGCAGCUCAUGUUUCUUAGCUCUCUCUUAGGGCAUUUUAACUGAUUUUUGUUGGUGUGCACACAAAGUGAAAUAAACGUUGCAAAGAUGUUUA
This is a messenger RNA of Pogoniulus pusillus (Red-fronted tinkerbird), 2726 nucleotides long. RefSeq names its product PRELI domain containing 3A (gene PRELID3A). The coding region runs from base 664 to 1449 and encodes 261 amino acids. Gene Ontology annotation, biological process: phospholipid transport. NCBI's taxonomy places the organism in Eukaryota, Metazoa, Chordata, Aves, Piciformes, Lybiidae. The record is from RefSeq and is a predicted model, not a curated record. Gene Ontology annotation, cellular component: mitochondrial intermembrane space. The transcript is spliced from 7 exons. Gene Ontology annotation, molecular function: phosphatidic acid transfer activity.